GGCGCCCGGCGGCGGCACCGCACCGCACCGCGUUCGGAGCGCCGCUGCCCGGCCGGAGCCGCCGCGGAACUUGGAGCGUUCCCGCAGCGUCCCAGCGCGGCCCGGCGGAGCCGAGGAGCCGGGGGAGGAUGGUGGUGCGGGAGAGAUGGAGCUGAGGCGGAGCAUGGCGCUGCCGCGGCUCCUCUUGCUGGGACUGUGGGCUGCGGCGCUUCGGGACGGCGCCGUGGCGGCAGGAGUAGUAUUUUUCUUUUAGGUAUGAAGUUUACAGGAUCUCCAAUCAAAUUAAAGGUGUCCCAGGGUCAACCCGUCAAACUAAAUUGCAGCCUGGAGGGAAUGGAAGAUCCCGAGAUGUUGUGGAUCAAGGACGGAGCAGUGGUGCAAAGCGUAGACCAGGUGUACAUUCCAGUAGAUGAAGAUCACUGGAUCGGCUUCCUCAGCCUGAAAUCCGUCGAGAGGACAGAUUCUGGGAAGUACUGGUGCCAGGUUGAGAACGGGGGGAAGAAGGAAGAAUCACAGCAAGUGUGGCUCAUAGUGGAAGGUGUGCCCUACUUUACUGUGGAACCUGAGGAUGUGUCCGUGUCCCCUAAUGCCCCAUUUCAUAUGGCCUGUGCUGCUGUUGGUCCCCCUGAACCAGUGACAAUUGUCUGGUGGAUGGGAGACUCUAGAGUGGGGCUUCCAGACAUCUCCCCCUCCAUCCUAAACGUGUCAGGUAUUAAUCAAAGCACAGUGUUCUCCUGCGAAGCUCACAACGUAAAGGGAUUGUCUUCAUCUCGGACAGCCACGGUUCAGAUUAAAGCCAUGCCUCUGCCACCCCUCAACGUGACGGUGAGCCAGGUCACCAGCAGCAAUGCCAGUGUGGUCUGGGUGCCGGGGUUUGAUGGCCGUGCUCCCCUCCAUUCUUGCACUCUUCAGGUUGCUGAGUCCCCAGAUGGCCAGGAGGUCUCCACCGAAGUCGCCCCAGUGCCUCCCUUUGCCUAUGGCGUGCAGGGCCUGAAGCACUCCACCAACUACAGUGUUCGUGUGCAGUGCAGCAAUGAGAUGGGCAGCUCCCCUUUCACAGAGAGAGUUUACUUCCAGACACUGGAGCUUGCUCCAAGCAGCACCCCACAAAAUAUCCAUGUGAUCCAAAGGGAUCCUGGUUUGGUUUUGGAGUGGGAAGGCGUGGCUCCAGACGUGCUGAAAGAAAAUGUCCUGGGAUACAGGCUGGAGUGGAUUCAGGAUAAUGUGACUCAGGGGGAGAUGAUUGUGCAGGAUACAAAAGCAAAUCUCACAACGUGGAACCCUCUCAAAGACCUAAUCAUCAGGGUGUGUGUGCUGAACUCGGCUGGGUGCGGACCAUGGAGUGACCUCUUCCUGCUGGAAGCCCAGGAGGUCAUGGGUGGUCAGAGACAGCCUCCUUAUGGGACGUCCUGGGUUCCUGUGGCAUUGGGCAUUCUCACAGCUCUGGUCACAGCUGUUGCCUUGGCUCUUAUUCUCCUUCGAAAAAGAAGAAAGGAAACUCGAUUUGGCCAUGCCUUUGGUAGUGUGGUUGGCAGAGGGGAUCCAGCUGUCCAUUUCAGAGCUGCCAGGUCUUUCAACAGGGAGGGCCCAGAGCUCAUUGAAGCAACAUUGGAGAGUGUAGGGAUCAGUGAUGAGCUGAAGACAAAACUGAAAGAUGUCCUUAUCCAGGAGCAGCAGUUCACCUUGGGACGAAUGUUAGGCAAAGGAGAGUUUGGGUCAGUUCGAGAGGCACUACUGAAGCUAGAUGAUGGCUCUUUCCAGAAAGUGGCAGUUAAGAUGCUGAAAGCGGACAUCUUCACCUCCACUGACAUCGAGGAGUUCCUGCGGGAGGCUGCGUGUAUGAAGGAGUUUGACCACCCACAUGUCACUAAGCUGAUUGGAGUCAGUCUACGAAGCCGUCCCAAGGGCCGUCUCCCAAUUCCCAUGGUGAUCCUGCCCUUCAUGAAGCAUGGAGACCUUCAUGCUUUUCUGCUGAUGUCAAGGAUCGGGGAAAACCCUUUUAACUUGCCUGUUCAGACACUCCUCAAGUUCAUGAUUGACAUUGCCAGUGGGAUGGAGUACUUGAGCUCAAAAAAUUUCAUACACAGAGACCUUGCAGCUCGGAACUGCAUGCUGGAUGAGAACAUGAAUGUGAGUGUUGCAGACUUCGGGCUUUCUAAGAAAAUCUACAGUGGAGACUACUACCGUCAGGGCUGUGCCUCCAAGCUGCCAGUGAAGUGGCUUGCUCUGGAAAGCCUGGCGGAUAAUCUGUACACAACACACAGCGAUGUGUGGGCGUUUGGGGUGACCAUGUGGGAGAUUGUGACCCGAGGGCAAACCCCUUAUGCUGGCAUUGAGAAUGCAGAAAUCUACAACUACCUCAUCAGUGGGAACAGGCUGAAGCAGCCACCGGAGUGCCUGGAAGAUGUCUACGAUCUCAUGUGCAGAUGUUGGCAUCCUGAGCCCAAGCUACGCCCAAGCUUUGGAGUGCUCCGGUCCCAGCUGGAAAUGAUUCGGGGGAGGAUGUCCACACUCUCCUUAAGCCAAGACCCUCUCUAUGUCAACAUUGGGAAGGACAAAGAGUCAUCUGUCAGUGACCCUGCCGUGCACACCUCUUUUGGAAACACGGACGGUGAUGAGACCAUUGCUGGGGCAGCAGCUGCUGCCAUCACGAGUGACUAUCGCUACAUCAUGAGCCCCUUGUGCCUUGGAGAUGAUGUCGAGGGUGAAAGGCAUCCAGAAGGGCAGGAAGGGGAGAACAAAAGCCUUCUGUAUGAGCUGGAGACAGAAGGAGAGAAAAGUUGUUAGUCUGUACAUAGCAGUGACACUCUGCUUCCCUGGGACGGGAUGUGUGCAGCCACAGUGCCGUGUCGCCUGAGUCUUCGAUGCCGGAUCUGGAGUGGCUUUAAACAGCACAGGCUGGAGCUCUUGGGCAGCUUUGGCAGCUUUCAUUUCUGUAUGGGCUGCAGUUGCGGACAGCUUGGAUGGACCGCAGCCCUGACAUGCCCUUGGAUUUGGGGAGGGAGGCGGUAGGGUGGCAGGCUGUUCACAUCCCGCAGAAAGAAGGUCAAAGCCAAGGUGGGCAGUCAGAGCCUCUGCUCUGGUCUUUCUCACUGGCAGCUGGAGCAGAGCUGAACGCACCUUCUGUUCGGUCAGUGCUCGCUCUCGUGUAGAUGUUGUCUUUGAUCUUGGCUGCGUGACUUCGGGACUGGUACCUCUGAAAACACUAGUGGGUAUUUACACCGUCAUCAGGACACCGGGGGAAGUUCCUCUUGUGUUCACUCAGCAGUGCUGCCUAGACGUCUUGCCUACCUCAGUGGUUCUCAAACUACGAUCUGCAGAUCUGCAUUCACCCGACAUUGAACAUCUGGCACAUUUCAUGCAGUAAUGCUCGCUGCUCCCUCUACCCAGGGCUCUUUUAAGGUACUCAGACUUGCAGUGAGCAAUGAAAUUAGGAAAAAAAAAAGAAAAUGGAGCAUCCCUCUCUGCCCCACAUGCCUCUUUUAUGUGUUUUUCUUUCUGUUUGGUGCCGGUUUAGCCCUGACCAACCUUGCAGUUGGCCUUCAAAUGGGAAGGGAGGGAGAGCAGCUGGCAUGGGUGAGGGCAGAAUCUAACUUCAAAGGAAUUGAGAGGAAACUGUGUAGAGAGGACUUGCUGGCAGUGUGGGGAAGCAGUGCUAAUUAAUGCAAAAUGCUGCCCUCCAGGAGAGGAAGGAGACUGCUUAGAUAGAGAAUGGCGGACACGCAUCACUUUCAGCAGGAGCAGGAUUCAGCAUUUGCUUGAAAGUAGGAUUCCUUUAAUCUUUCUCUUUUUAACCAUCCUCUGACUUUUUCAAACAAUCCAGUGCUGUAGCUGCUGUGGUGAAGGUCUGAAGUCAGUUUGGGGGAGGUAUGUGUGAGAUGGGGGGAAGGGACCAACCGGGAAAUCUCUUUCUAAAGAGAGAAUCCUUAUCACGAAAAAGCUUGAGAACCACUGGCCGUCUUAUUUAGGAGGUCUUCUGGCACACUGUAAAAGCCACAUCAGAUCAUAGACCCGUAUCACCGCAGCCUUCCACGCAGGGCAAAAUUGAUGGUUUUGCUCUUUGGGUUUUGUUUUCCAAUCAGCAUGUCUGACUCACUGUAACUGCAAGCGCUUUUGUGGUUUUUAAUAAUUUAAUAUUUUAAUGUAAAAUCAGCAUUUGUUUUGUGCAGUGUUUCCCAGCAAGGAAGUGCAGCUACAUCUUACUCUAGUUAUCCUAAAUAUUUGCUAGAUCUUCAUUUGUUUUAUUUUCAGCGUGCUGAAAACUCAGCAGUACCACAGGACUUAGGAUUCCACACUGCUUUUCCUCAGACACAAAUACCACCAACGUCGUCGCUUGCCAGGUUGGCGAAGGUGGAACCAAUGAGCCAAGUUAGACUGCAGGCUCAGUAUCAGGACACCCUACCAUUCGAUGCCCCGUUCUUGGCUGUUGCCGGGUGAGGGGCUCACUGCAAAAUUUGGGUCCAGUUUCAUCCCUUGCUGAGAGCACCUUCCUGCGGAAGGGAAAGUUCAGCCUGGGGCUUGGGCAUGGGUCCUUUCUGUAAGAUUUCCUACUACCCAACGCUGCCCUACAGCUGGAAGCCCAGUAUGGUUUCUUGGUCACAAACUGCAAAACAUUACACCCCAGGCAGUACGGGUUUUUUUCCAUCAUUUAGCUGGAUCGCUGUCAAUGCAGGUGAGAAAAUAACAGCUAACGAAGGUUAGCAGAAACGUGUGCGGUGCACACAUUGGCAGUGAGGGCAGAAGGCUGUGCUCCCUGUAACUGCCUGGGAAGCGCAGAUGUACAUAGAGACUCUAACUUUGGGAAGCAUGUCAUAGUUUUUAUGCAUUUUUUUAAAUAAUAAAACAUGUACUGUGUCUGA
This is a messenger RNA of Gallus gallus (chicken), 4859 nucleotides long. RefSeq names its product AXL receptor tyrosine kinase (gene AXL). The transcript is spliced from 19 exons. Gene Ontology annotation, cellular component: signaling receptor complex. Gene Ontology annotation, biological process: protein phosphorylation; positive regulation of kinase activity; multicellular organism development. Lineage: Eukaryota; Metazoa; Chordata; Aves; Galliformes; Phasianidae. The record is from RefSeq and is a predicted model, not a curated record. The coding region runs from base 256 to 2787 and encodes 843 amino acids. Gene Ontology annotation, molecular function: transmembrane receptor protein tyrosine kinase activity; ATP binding; protein binding.